Messenger RNA from Knipowitschia caucasica, 3813 nucleotides. Lineage: Eukaryota; Metazoa; Chordata; Actinopteri; Gobiiformes; Gobiidae. The record is from the annotation of a GenBank genome assembly.
AUGAGUCCAGGUACCAACAGAAACUCCAAAAGUUCUCAGCUCGAAAGCCACGAGGGGUGGGACUCGCGGACUGUUGAGCGAGGACCGGACCGAAGUCUAGACCGGGGACCGGACCGCGGAUCAGAGCGGUACGACUCGGAGCGCAGGGACCAAAGAGACCAGGGGAGAGACUCAUCCUAUGACCGGAGAAGUGGACACCAAGAGCGAGACCGCAGAGACCGGGACCAAAGAUCUCCUCCCAAUCGUCACCAAAACCGACCGGAUGACUGCAACCGUGACCGAAGGGAACGAGAGAGAGAGAGGGAGCAGCGGGAAGCAGAGCGAGAGCGAGUGAGGGAGAGAGAGCAGAGGGAGAGGGAGAGGGAGCAAAGAGAGAGGGAGAGGGAGGAGAGAGAGCGUGAGAGGGAGGAGAGGGAGAGGAAAGAGCGUGAUGAGAGGAGAGAGAGAGAGCAACGCCAACGAGAGUGGGAUGAGCGAGAGCGGAGGAGAGAAGAGGAGCGUAAGACCAGCCGUAAGCGUCACCGCGCAGACGGCAGUUCCAGUCCCCGCGCUCCUGCCGGGGCCUCACCCAAACGCCCGACCCGAGACGCCAGCCCCAAUGACAGCGAUGCCUAUCACAGUGGCGAGGACAAAAGUGAGCGUGCCAUUGGUCGAGGGAAGACCAAGCCCCUCCCACCCAGCCCCCAGUGCCUGCCUCCAUCUGACAGUGAUAAACAGCGCCUGCUCAGUGCAGUGGUGCGGCCGCAGGACGCUCCACUGCGCUCGCCCUCACGCAGCGCUGCGUUUGAAGAGAAGCUUCCACACUGGAAAGAAGAACGCAAGAAGGAGGAGAGAGGGAGAGUCACAGAGAGGAGAGAGCACGCACCUGAGGCUACACAUGCGGCGUCUCAGGAGCCUGGGACCAGGUCCAGAGAGCGUAGAGAGUCCCCCACUCCCACCCUGGACGACUCGGGGUCCCACGAUGAAGCCAAGAAGAAGGGGAAGUCCCAGAAGAAAGCGCUGAAGAAGGGAAGGAAGGAACCAGAGGAUGGAGGAGUUAAGGCAGCUGACUCCUCCAACUCAGAGCAACACUCCCCCAGGAAGGGAGCCAAGAAGAAGACUGUGGAGCGCAAACGCAAGAGAGGAGGUGCCGGCGGAGAGUCUGAUGCCUCUGAGGACGAGCAGCAGAACAAACGUAAACGCGGGCCUCAGACUCCGCCCUCCGCCGCCAAAGCUCCCACUAGAGCUGCUUCUCCACUCCACAAAAUGGACAACUUCAGCGACUGGUCGGACGAGGAAGUAAUGGAGAGCGUGGCGGAGCGGCGUCCUGCAGGAGUCCGACCAGGAAGAGAGCGAGGCCUCGUCCCACCUCCUCUACUGUCCCAGGACACUCCCAUCCUGAUCCCCACCCCCCCACCGCUCAUGUCCCAGCCUCUGCUCAGGAAGCCCCCAGGCGACAUGCAGGGGGGCCGCAGCGGGAACAUAGGCGGUGUCCAGGGAAGAGCUCCCGGAAGGAGGCCACGCUCUCCCUCCAACGAGACCCGAGAAGACCCACCCAGACCCCGAAGAGGCCGAGGGCUACCCCAGCAGCAGCAGCUCAACCCCAGAGACAGAGACCGAGACGUAGGCUCCAGGGACCUGGUGGGCUCCAGGGACAUGGUGGGCUCCAGGGACAUGGUGGGCUCCAGGGACAUGGUGGGCUCCAGGGACAUGGUGGGCUCCAGGGACAUGGUGGGCUCCAGGGACCAGGUGGGCUCCAGGGACAUGGUGGGCUCCAGGGACCAGGUGGGCUCCAGGGACCAGAUGGGCUCUAGAGACCCAAUGAUGUCCAGAGAAUCUAUGAGUUCGAGGGACCCUUUGAUUUCCAGAGAUCGUGAGCGAGAGCCAAUCCUUCCCAGAGAGCGGGACCGGGAUCUUGGUGUUCCCAGGGAGCGGGACCGGGAUCUUGGUGUUCCCAGGGAGCGGGACCGGGAUCUGGGUGUUCCCAGGGAGCGGGACCGGGAUCUGGGUGUUCCCAGGGAGCGGGAUCGGGAUCUGGGUGUUCCCAGGGAGCGGGACCGGGAUCUGGGUGUUCCCAGGGAGCGGGACCGGGAUCUGGGUGUUCCCAGGGAGCGGGACCGGGAUCUGGGUGUUCCCAGGGAGCGGGACCGGGAUCUGGGUGUUCCCCGGGAUCGGGAUCUGGGUGUUCCCAGAGAGCGGGACCGGGAUCUGGGUGUUCCCAGAGAGAGGGAGGCAAUGACUUCCCGGGAUCGAGAGCGAGAAGUCAUCCCCAGAGAUGGGCCGCGCGACAGGGAGCCGAUUAACACCCGGGAGAGGGAUCAACUCAUCCCACGAGAACGAGAGCAGAUAAUCACUCCUCGAGACCGGGACCAGGUGAACAUCCGGGACCGGGAGCGCGAAGGAGCAGUGGGACCCGAGAGGAAGUCCAGGAUUGACCAGCUGAGAAGAGGAGAGCCCAGUAGAAGCACCUCCUCAGACCGGCAGGAUUCGCGCAGCCACAGCUCCAGACGCAGCUCCCCGGACUCAGAGCGCCAGGCCAGGUCCAGAGCCGGUUCAUACGACAGCAGGGACCGCGAACCUCGAUCUCAGAACCCCCAGACCUCCCACCCUCCACCGCAGCCGGGCAGAGACUGGGAGCCUGAGCCUCACGAGUGGAGCCGUGGCAGGGAACCGUCACACAGACCCCCUAGGGGCGAGUUUGAGCCGCUCCUGCCCAGAGAAGCAUUCAGCCCCAUGCCAGAGAAGACCAACCACCAGGGGGAGCUCCGGGAGGUGAGGGAUGCCAGGGAGGUGGUCAAGGCAGACAGCAUGGACGAGGACGAUGGGAAAGAGGACGACGCUCAGUCGGUGGCUUCAGCUGGAGAAGUUUAUGAACCUAUCAGCGAUGACGAGUUAGACGAGAUCCUGAACGACAGCCACAAGAAGGAGGACCAGCAGGAGGAGGAGCGAGGUUCAGGUCCAGUGGAUGUCAUCGAUGUGGAUUGGUCGUCCCUGAUGCCCCGUCGCUCUGAGCCGCGAGCCGCGGGAGCAGCUCUCCUGCGCUUCACUCCAGGAGCAGCUCUCCUCAGAGCAGGAGUCUCCAGGAGGCUGGCAGGAGCUCAGCUGCUGGAGAGGGUGAAGGAGGCGUGCCGAGUAGAGCUACAGGACCCUAAAGAUGCAGAGAAGCUGUUCGAGCACGACUUGGGGGCGUUGAACAUGGCGGCCCACAAUCGCAGAGUAGAACGAGCUGGACUCUUGCGGAACCUGGGACCCUGCUGCAAAGCUCUCUGUGCGAGAAGAGACUUCUACAUCAGGAGACAAUUGCUGAAGAAUGACAAGGGUCUGGUGAAGCAGUACCUCUCGACCCCUGUGGUGGAUCAUGAGCUUUUCCAGAUGAGCGUGCGACUCUUCAAACGUGCUUAUUUAGCCCUUCUGCGCGUUCACUCGUUCUUUCUGACUUCCGCCUCACGCACAGCUGCAAUGGCUCCUACAAAGAAAGGCGAGAAGAAAAAGGGGCGUUCUGCUAUAAACGAGGUGGUGACCCGAGAAUACACCAUUAACGUCCACAAGCGCAUCCACGGAAUUGGCUUCAAGCGGCGAGCUCCUCGUGCCAUUAAAGAAAUCCGCAAAUUUGCUGUAAAAGAAAUGGGAACUCCAGAUGUGCGGAUCGACACCCGCCUCAACAAGGCCGUGUGGAGCAAAGGCAUCAGGAACGUCCCGUACAGGAUCCGUGUGCGUUUGUCCCGGAAAAGAAACGAGGACGAGGAUUCUCCGAACAAAUUGUACACGCUGGUGACAUAUGUGCCAGUCACCACCUGCAAAGGUCUGCAGACCGUCAACGUGGACGAGAACUGA